ACGUCGAGAAACACUAGGGCGCAAAACGCCAAAAUUGGGUGUUGGUUUUUGAAGUGGAACACUGGGAGAACCGCCACUACGCUGUCCAUUUCACCGUCUUUUCUACGCCAGCUUCCAUGGAAUCGAUGCUGUAUUCUUCCCCGACCCAAUUCUUAUCUUCACCAUCGAACCUAUUCUCCAAUCAACACAGACUAUUGCACGUACUUACUCACAGCGCCAAGCCAAGGCUCCAGCCAUUGUCGUGCACCAUGAGCCAGUCGUCUCAAACUGAAGCAAAACCCAAAGAGGCCAAGCUUUGGGGCGGUAGAUUUGAAGAGAGCGUCACAGAUAUCGUGGAGAAGUUCACAGAGUCGAUAUCAUUUGAUAAGCAGUUGUAUAAGCAUGAUAUUAUGGGGAGUAAAGCUCAUGCUUCAAUGCUUGCUAAACAGGGAUUGAUCAGCACGAGUGAGAGGGAUAGCAUUUUGGAAGGUCUAGAAGAAAUUGAGCGGCGGAUCGAUGGUGGUAAAUUUGUGUGGAGGACUGACAGGGAGGAUGUUCACAUGAACAUAGAGGCAACUCUCACUGAUAUGAUUGGCGAACCAGCUAAGAAGCUCCACACUGCUCGAAGCAGAAACGAUCAGGUCUUGACUGAUUUUCGCCUGUGGUGUCGUGAUGCUAUUGACAGGAUCAUUGCAAGCAUUAAAAAUCUUCAGGUUUCAUUGGUGAGCUUGGCUUUAGAGAAUGAGGGAUUGAUAGUUCCUGGCUACACGCAUUUGCAGAGAGCUCAACCUGUUCUAUUGCAACAUCUUCUAUUAGCCUAUGUGGAGCAGCUUGAACGAGAUGCUGGUCGUUUGCUAGAUUGCAGAGCAAGGUUGAAUUUCUGCCCCCUAGGUGCAUGUGCAUUGGCUGGCACUGGCUUACCAAUUGAUAGGUUUAUGACCUCUGAUGCCUUAGGAUUCACUGCUCCUCUGAGGAACAGUAUUGAUGCAGUUUCAGACCGAGAUUUUGUCUUGGAGUUUCUGUCUGCCAAUUCCAUAAUAGCAGUUCAUCUAUCUCGGCUUGGCGAAGAAUGGGUGUUAUGGGCUUCUGAGGAAUUUGGUUUUAUAAUACCAAGUGAUUCUGUUUCUACUGGAAGCAGUAUAAUGCCUCAGAAGAAGAAUCCUGAUCCAAUGGAACUUGUCAGAGGAAAAUCUGCUAGAGUGAUUGGAGAUUUAGUUACCCUUCUCACUUUGUGCAAAGGACUUCCUCUUGCCUAUAAUCGUGAUUUGCAGGAGGACAAGGAACCUAUGUUUGACAGUGUUAAGACUAUUGUUGGAAUGCUUGAAGUUUCAGCAGAGUUUGCUCAAAAUAUUACCUUCAACCAAAACAGAAUAAAGAAGGCUUUGCCUGCUGGCUACCUUGACGCCACAACACUCGCUGAUUAUCUGGUUAAAAAGGGGAUGCCUUUUAGAACUUCUCAUGACAUAGUUGGACGGUCAGUUGCAUUGUGUGUUUCCAAAAACUCCCAGCUUCAGGACCUGAGCCUAGAUGAGUUGAGAAGCCUAAGUCCUGUGUUUGAAAAUGACGUAUAUGAAUUUCUUGGAGUGGAGAAUGCAGUCAAGAAGUUCUGUUCCUAUGGUUCCACUGGAUCAGAGUGUGUUGCUAGCCAACUGGACUACUGGGUUACCAAGCUUGAAAUCAACCAAAACUGACCUCCUUGAUCAAACUGUGCCUGAUAUGAAUUUUUAAAGAUCAAGUCCUUGCCAUGAUCAUGCCAUCACAAAGCACUGGCUAUGCCAUCUGGCCAUUUAAGUGAUUGUUGUGUCAUCUCUAUGGAUGUAGGUAAAAGAUUUUGAGAGCAUUGUGUUGCCUAUCAGAGAUUUUAGUCCGUUGCUGUCUCUUUAUUUAUUUUGUGUAAUCUUGGUGGCUAAAGGAAUUUUGUGCAGAAUGAAGCUUUUUGGAGCAAUUGCUGCUUUUGCUAUAGAUAAAGCAAGGUUUACCUGACUGUCACCUAAAAUAUC
Molecule: messenger RNA, 1979 nt
Organism: Rubroshorea leprosula
Lineage: Eukaryota; Viridiplantae; Streptophyta; Magnoliopsida; Malvales; Dipterocarpaceae
Source: the annotation of a GenBank genome assembly